Molecule: messenger RNA, 1443 nt
Organism: Fusarium musae
Lineage: Eukaryota; Fungi; Ascomycota; Sordariomycetes; Hypocreales; Nectriaceae
Exons: 3
Coding region: 1-1443 (480 amino acids)
Biological process (GO): carbohydrate transport; transmembrane transport
Cellular component (GO): membrane
Molecular function (GO): carbohydrate:proton symporter activity
Source: RefSeq, a predicted model, not a curated record
AUGUCGUCGGCGCUCUAUGCCAUGUCCGGCUUGUGCAUCAACUUUUCAAAGGCUUUCGGCAUUACCUCAGCUGCGAAUCCCAGCGAGGUCGCCAACUUUAUAUCUUUCGUCUACCUGACAGCUGGCGUCGGAUCCGCCCUGUCAUUCUUCAUCAACGAUCGAAUCGGACGCCUUUGGUCACUGCGACUCUACUUUGCUAUUUGGAUUAUCGGUCAGCUCAUUGCAACAUUCUCUUAUGGAAACAAGGGUGCUCUAUAUACCGCCCGCUUCGUUUCUGGAUUUGGCAUCGGACCUUUGACCGUCACAGGCCCUAUGUCGAUUGUUGAGAUUGCACCGACUGAGAUCCGCGGCCUCUUGACCGUAUGGUUUAGUGUUGUUAUGCUCCUAAGCUUGACUGUCAGUACCUUGACCGUAUAUGCUUGCUUCCUCCACCUACCUGCCUCUCAUCUUCAAUACCAACUGGUUUGGUUCCUUCCAACUAUCAUCUGCGGCAUCAUCAUCGCUGCAAGCUUCUUUUGUGCCUGCGAGUCCCCACGAUGGCUCAUGCUGGUUGACCGUAAGGAAGAAGCUGUCAAGACCCUCGUUACUCUCAGAGGUCUGCCAGCUCACCACCCCCGCGUCGCCGGAGAAAUUGCAGACAUUGAGCACCAGAUUCAAGCUGAGAAGUCACGAUAUGCUUCAGGGGGCGGGUUGAAGGACAUCCUGAGAGAGACCUUUAUGGUGCCUGGAAACCUUCGGAGAGUUCAUCAAUCUUUGAUCUCGUACCUUUUGGCUCAACUGUCUGGUGCAAACUCUGUUACCAGCUAUCUGGUGCCGAUUCUCUCGUUGAUGGGAAUAAAUAGCGCUCAUGGCAAUAACCUAUUCCUGUCUAGUAUGUACUCCUUGUCUAAAUUCUUCUACACACUCAUCGCCUCCUUCUUUUUCAUUGAUGCUCUGGGCCGUCGGAAGUCUCUCUUCAUUGGAAUUACCAUUCAGUUGAUUUCUGAUGUCUACCUCGGAGCCUAUAUCAAAAGUCACCAGGACGGUUCUGUCGCUCCAGGUGCUUCCACCGCCGCGAUCGCAGCCAUAUUCGUUCAUGGAUUCGGCUAUGCUGUUGGCCUCCUCGUUCUUCCAUAUGUCUUUGGGGCAGAGCUCUGGCCUAAUAGCAUUCGAUCGUUUGGCUCGGCCCUCAGCCAAACCUUUCACUGGCUGUUCUAUUUCGGUAUCAACCGGGCAACCCCUUCGAUUCUCUCUAGUAUGCACAAUUGGGGAGCCUUCAUUUUCUUUGCAGGAUGGUGUCUCGUAGCACUUGCCUAUGUCUUCAUUGCUGUCCCUGAGACUGCAGGGUUACCUCUCGAGCACAUAGACGCUUUGUUCGAGUGUCCGUGGUGGCAAAUUAGAUCAAAAGCCAAGACGCUCCAUAUCACUACAAUUUCGGGCUCAAUCGUUGAUGAGGAGAAGUGA